CUCCAGCUAAAGACAUUGAAGCUGUGUUUCAUCCCAACGCCCUGAAGCCGGCGAGCAGCGAGGCCGAGCUGUGCCAGGCCGACAGUCUGGGCUCGGCCGGCAGCAGCAGCACGCUGGCGUCCUCUGUCAUUGAGGUGGAGGCUGAACGGGCUGAACUGGGCCUGUCAGAACCACUACGAAGUAAAAACGAGGACAAGGAAGAGGAAGACGAGGAGUUGACGCCACUUAUUCCUCCUCCGACUCUGUCCAUCACUGAGGAGAUCCUGGAGUUCAUCAACCAGAGCAGAGCCAGGGAGGGACUCGCCUCCAUCCACACUGACACAAUGGAGCAGGUCCUGGAUGAGCUCAAAGAGAGCCAGAGUCCAACUCACCAGACCAACUUCACCUGCCCGCUGCCCCCGGUCGCCUGCCCCUCCAGUCCAGAACAGAGGACCUCAGGGCAGGAAGAGAAGGGAAGCUCAGGAAUGGAGGAGGACGGCCCCCUCCACAGUCCGACCGGUGGCUCUGCUGAUGAAAAUAAGACAACAACUGAGGUCAAAGAAAUUCCAGAUGCCACAAGCGAAGUUGAAAUGGUGGAGGCAGAUGGAGAGAAAGAAGGAGAAGGGGUAGAAGAAGACAAAGAUGAAGAGAAAACUUGGGAUGAGGGCGAGGGCGUCACCCCCGCUCCAACAUCAGAUCUUCAUUCCUCCACCUCAGCAGAAGAAAAGAGAGAGAGUGGAGGCAGCUGUAACUCACCCACUGAGAAGGAAAACAAUGAGGUCGCAACCUCCUUGCAGAGUUCAGAUCCCCUCCUUCACCCCAUCCAGAGACGUCAGCCCCCCACAAGACGCUCCCACCUCACCAAACGAGACAAGAAGAUCAUCGAAAAGAUCAGGAGUUACUACGAGGCAGCAGCCGAGGCCGGAGAGGAGGAGGCAGAGGAGGAAGAGGAGCAGGGAGAAGGCGUGGCAGGAAGAAGGCGGAACAGUUUCUCACAGAUCCCAUCCGGCUUGGUAAAGGAGUCUGUAUCACGCUUUGAUGUGAGUGGACACCAGGGGGAGCCAGAGAGUGGACAAUCCAUGUCUGAGACCAUCAGUGGAGGGACAGAUGGAGAGACAGAUCUCUGUUUCUUCACUGGUCCCAUCUCUUCCCCAACUCCACUCUCAGCUGUUGCAGAGAGUGAUGGACAGGCAGAUAAACCAAUCAGCUCCCUGGAUUCUGAUGCAGACGCACCAAUUGAGACACCAGCCUCUACUAUGAUGCAGGACCAGGAGACCCCGAACCAAGCUGGUGAGAAUCUGCAGCAGAACCAGCCUGUUGGAGAGGAGAGUGAGACACAGGACAAUGUCUGCAAUGGACUGUUGGAAGAAGAAUAUCUGAAGGAUAAGCAGGAGGGACAGAUGAGUGUUGUGACUACUGGGAGGCAAGAUGGACUUUCAGUGCAAGUUGAUAGUUGCAGUGAAAUAGUUCCAUCUAUUUCCACACAAGAUGAAACAACCUGUCCUGAAAACCAAGCUGUGGUGAAUGGUUGUGAAAAAACUGGCGCAAUAGAAUCAAAAGGAAGCUGCAAAGAGCCCUCUACACCUUCACAUACAGAACAGCAUCUAAAAACGGAGACCUCAUCCAAACACAGAGAACUGGCCAAGCCCAGCGGGAACCUAGAGUGUCUUCCCAGUCAGAUAAAAGUGGGUCGAUGGUCCCGCCACUCCAGGAUUGUCACCGCUAACCGGGCCUUGUUUGAGGGUAUGGGAUCGGAUGUAGCCAGUUUUGGAUUAUUUGAGUCCAGUCCAUCGGUGGACUCCGUAUUGAUAGAAAACUCAGAGCGUAUUCUAAGCAAAGUCCAAACACUGGCCCGUAUGUACAGCGCCAAAGCCAGCACCAUGAAGGUCCCGUUGCAUCAGAAACGUGCCUACGGUGCAUGGAACCAAUCAUGGGGCUCAGGUGCACUGAACUGGACUGGACACUCUACUCAGACCCACACUAGGAGCCAGCAACAGGUUCAAUCCCAGGCUCAAAAACAAAUCCCAGCUCAGCGCUGGCAGCAAACGCAAGACCAAAUGAUAACCAAUCAAUCAGUAACCAAAACUGGAACCCAUACUCAGUCUGAGACCAAAGUUCAGAGCCAAACCACAACACAGUCUAGGAAACAGCAGACGAAUUUCCUAAACCAGACAAAGAUCUGCAGCCAGAACCAGACCUUAAACACGGAGAACCAGAGGAUCCAGGAAGAGAGAAUGAUUAAGAGAGCUCUGACAAAUGAUCCCCAGGGCACGACAACCUCUGCCCGUCACCACCAGACAAAUGAAUUCACCCUGUCCAGGCCCAGGGACUUCAUCUCCGCCUUAACCAAAGAAAGAGACUUUAGUUUGGGUGACAACUCUCAGACUUCCACCUCCGCUGUGGAAAAUCAAUCCACUGCACUAAGAGAUCAAUCCUCCAGUCAAGCCCCUGAGGUUUCUCCAGGAUCCAGGCAUCAGCUCAGUGCACCAACUGGAGAUCAGAGCACUGCUUUAUGCUGCUCUGACACGAACAACCCCUCGACUUCCACCAUGACCUUGGAUCGUAGCAUCCCCGAGUUCAGGGAUUUCUCUUCUUCCACAGGAAGAGGAGGAGCCCUGAAUCAAAACAGAGCGUUUCAUACAGAUACUGAGGCGACAGAGAGAAAAGAAGGGUUGGAGCAGAGUGCUGGACACCCUGUUUACUCCGUCAGGGAAGACACAACAUUUUCAAACAUCCUGACCAAGACAGCACACAAAUUCAAUCAGGAUACACCAGCGACUCAAGAUAAGGAAACACCAGGAUGCAAAUUAUCCACAGGGCAUUUAGAAAACAAGGAUUCUUUAGCCAAAGAUGUGCUGAGUCUUCAUACUGGGCCUGACGACUUGGUUUGCACAAAGAACAUGGAUAGAGAGGCAUUGCCAGGAGAGCUGGUAGUAGGAGUAGCAUCUACACAGAUCCAGUCUCCAGCAAAGAACCUCGGCUCCAAGGUGCCUCACCAAGGAGAGCAGUCCCACCUGCAGGAGGAACGCUCCACUUCACCGGGGACCUCUGGAGGGCCAAAGAUAGAUGAGCUGCCAAACAAUCAGAUGGAAUCAAUUGAGACAAAUAAUUCUUCAUCACAAAGCAAGAUGAUUGUACAGGGGUCAACAUUGACCUUUUCAGAAGAGCCACCUUACACCAGAGAAAUAGUUAUUCCAGCUCAUCUGCGUCAGCCUUUGCACGUAACCUUUGACCCCUUUCUGGCUUCUAGUCAUGCAUUCACAGAAAGCCAAGAGGAUCGCAAAGCAGGGGAGGGGGCAGCACUGAGUCCAUGGUGCUCUCCAUCAGUGCAGUCUAUAGACUGUCUACCAACCUUCACCAGCCAGAGGCCACCAGACCUACCCACCACUUUGGGUAAACAGGCUCCGUCUAACUCCUGGAAUGUCAGUGGCAUCAUUCCCUGUGAAUACAG
Paralichthys olivaceus (Japanese flounder) is the source of this 3430-nucleotide messenger RNA. Lineage: Eukaryota; Metazoa; Chordata; Actinopteri; Pleuronectiformes; Paralichthyidae. The record is from RefSeq and is a predicted model, not a curated record.